Molecule: messenger RNA, 3169 nt
Organism: Elaeis guineensis (African oil palm)
Lineage: Eukaryota; Viridiplantae; Streptophyta; Magnoliopsida; Arecales; Arecaceae
Product: protein FAR1-RELATED SEQUENCE 5
Biological process (GO): regulation of DNA-templated transcription
Molecular function (GO): zinc ion binding
Source: RefSeq, a predicted model, not a curated record
AUUGGUGUCAGUAUACAAUCAAUUCCGAAUCAAACGGCGGCUUUGUCUGCCCCCCUCUCUCGCGUUGGCGGAGGUGACGAGGGGCUCCAAGAUUUUCCCUGGGAACGAAGAGGCCUCUCUAGGGUUUUACUUCUCUCUCAGCUUCGAGGGUUCGGGGCAACUGUGGAUGGGCGGCGCGAAAUGCUCGUAUUCCGAGCUCUGAUGUACGUUUUCUUGUGUAUUUCUUCUUUGUUUCAGGCUUUCUGAUAUGGUUAUUAGGUCGCAUUAAAAUCCACAUAUAAUUGGCGUAUCUCUUGAAGUUUUGGGAAAUUUUGGCAAAAUAGAUGAUAUCAGGGUUCAAGUCUCCAUGAAAUUUUAGGUUUCGCGUGUGUUAUAUGUGUAAAAAUUGUAACUUUGAUGGACGCUGGAGCGGCAUUGGGCCUGAACUUCAAUCCUGAGUCGAUUGAAGUCGACCCUAGUGAUUCAGUUUUACUUGAGGAUAACGUUGGGGAAAAAGAAGAGGAGGAGGAGGAAGGAGAUGUAGAAAAUUCAGUGGUUCAAAUGAACUGCCACUCCAUGGGAACAGAGUUCCCUUUUGAUGGAAGAGUACAGGAGAAACUGGAACUUGAAAUGGAACCAAGCGAACCAUACGUUGGCAUGGAAUUUGAUUCGCUUGAGUCUGCGAGGAAGUUCUACUUUGACUAUGCUGAGCGUGUGGGCUUCCGAGUCCGCAACAAUAGGUUUAGGACCUCAAGGCGUGAUGACUCCAUCAUCAUGAGACGGUUCGUGUGCUACAAGGAAGGUUUCUAUCUGAAGAAUGAGAAGAGGAAGAAUGAUGGCAAGGAGAGGCGGAAUCGUGCUUCGAUAAGGGAAGGUUGCAGGGCAAUGAUUGAGGUGGUUCGGAAGGAUAAGGACAGGUGGGUAGUAACUAAGCUCAUUAUUGAACACAACCAUGCAUUUGUUGCCAAUAUUAGAGCAUCUAAGCCUACGAAGAAGAGGGCACCGCUAGCCUUACAUGUUGAGACGAGGUCACUGUUUGGAGAAGGCUUUGGUGCUGAGGAGAGACCAAAUCCUGUUUGGGGAGGAGGCGAGGGUUUUAACCUCUUGCAGUACUUUAAGAAGAUGCAAACAAUGAAUCCUGCAUUUUUUUAUUCAAUUGAAGUUGAUGAAACUAACAAGUUAAAGAAUGUUUUCUGGGCCGAUGCAAAGGCCCGGAUGGCAUACAGUUACUUUGGUGAUGUUGUUGCUCUUGAUACGACAUAUAAAAAGAACAGGCUCAUGAUGCCUUUUGUGCUGUUUACAGGGGUAAAUCAUCACUUGCAACCUGUUGUAUUUGGGUGUUCUGUGCUCUUGGAUGAGACAGAGGCUUCUUACAUAUGGUUGUUUGAAACGUUUCUAGUGGCUAUGAGUGGACGCCUUCCAGUUUCAUUCGUUACUGAUCAUUGCAAAGCUUUAGCAGCAGCAGCUAUGAAGGUAUUCCAUGGCACCCAUCACCGUUUUUGCAAGUGGAGGAUCUUGAGCAAAUGCAAGGAGAAGUUGCUUGAUAUCUGUUCAACACAAGCAGCUCGAGCUUCUCUCAAGGGGGAUAUGAAGAAAUGCAUCGAUGAGACUGAUACGGUUCAAGAAUUUGAGUCAUCAUGGGAAGCAUUCCUUCUUAAGUAUAAUCUGAGGGAUAAUGAAUGGAUUCAAUCAUUAUAUGAAGUCCGCCAACAGUGGGUCACAGUAUACUUGAAGGAUAAGUUCUUCGCAGAAAUGUCUCCUUCUCAAAGAUCUGAAAGUAUGAACAAGUUUUUUCUAAGAAAUUUUGAAACAAAGACAAGCUUAUUUGAAUUUGUUGCAAAGUUUGAUCAAGCCAUUGCAGGACAGUAUGAGAAGGAAGUUCAGGCAGAUUUUGCUAAUAUGAUAACUAAACCUGUUUUGAAAUCUUCAUCAUCAAUAGAAAAGCAGGCUUCAGAGACCUUCACAAAAACCAUAUUUUCCAUAUUCCAGGAGGAGCUUGUCCAGGCCUUGGGUUAUUCAGUGGAAAAAUUCCAGGAUGGUUCUGCCUGCAGAUACCAUGUGGCUCUUAAUGCAGAGGGUGCCAAUAGGACGUAUGAUGUCACCUUUGAUUCUUCUGAAACAAGAGCAAGAUGUAGUUGCCAAAAGUUUGAGUUCUCAGGCAUCAUAUGCAGACAUAUAUUGAGGGUCUUUCAGGCAGUUGGUCUUUGUAAGCUUCCAGAAGGUCUCAUUUUGAAAAGGUGGACACAGAAGGCCAAGAGUGGCUCUGUUUUAUACGAAAAUUGUGCAAAAACUUCAGGAAAAUGCUCAAAAUAAUUUUACUCAGCGAUGCAACAAUCUCUUCUUAGAUGCUCUCAAACAUGCAGCAGAAGGGGCAACAUCUUUGGUGACUUACAAGGCUGCCAAAGAUGCACUGCAAAAGGCUUUUGCUGAAGUUGUUUCUGCAAAAAUGUCCUUGUGGUCAACAAAACCAGGAAAUGGAAAUUAUCAUUCUAAAUGGGGAUUAAGAUGAGAUGCAAGGAAGUCAAAUUUUAAGGCAGUUUCAGUGUUCAAAUUAAGUUGCUUUUAGGGGCAGUUGUUUAGACAGAAUUACAUAUCAAUCCACCACAAAAUCUUCAGCCAUCCUUUUGUAAAGAUGCUGAUGUAUCUCCAGAACUUGUCGAGGGAUGAGGGGAACUAGCAAACAAGCACUAAGUGUCAGGAAAGCAGGACUUCGCAUGGUUAAAAAAACCUCUGGUAGGGCAUGCCUCAGGUUGAUCAUCGUGAAAAUGCCGCCAAAGAUCCAGACAAUUCAGGUGUUACUUUUCUAUCUCUGAAAUGAAGGGAUGUGGAAGCUUAUGCUUGAAGGUCAGACAUUGGCCCGACUACUUUUUCAGACCUGAAUCUUGUAAAUCUUUGUAUUGCGUUUUUUUUUUUGUUACAAUUAUUGUUGUUUUAUUUAGAGUCCUAUUGUUAAGGAUGUAUAUGAGGUUCUACUGUGUCCACCUAUUUAAUAAUCAAACACUAGCUUUUGGUGCAGAUCAAAUCAUUGGUUCAGAUUGUCAAGUUGUAUUGCCCCUUUUAAAAAUGAAAGGUUUAUCUUUUAUUAUAUUGAAGAAGAGUCUGUAUUCCUGCCAAAGAAGAAGAGUAUACAAAUUUGGUCUGUAAUAUUUUGAGAGCUGAAAAAUCAAUCCAAAGGCAGUGACCUUUCUAG